AUGCUUGAUUGGGGAGUUGAUCAAGUCCAUCAGCCAAACCAUGAUCAUGAUCCUUAUCAAAAACAACAGAAACAAUUACAAGGAUGUAGAAAGGGUCCAUGGACACCUGAAGAAGACAAGCUUCUUACCGAGUAUGUUACUUCCAAGGGGGAAGGAAAAUGGAGCUCUGUUGCUAAGUGUGCAGGGUUGAAUAGAAGUGGCAAAAGCUGUAGACUAAGGUGGGUGAACUAUUUGAGGCCAGGGCUAAAGAGAGGACAAAUCACUCCUCAAGAAGAAGGAAUCAUCCUUGAACUUCACUCCCUUUGGGGUAACAAGUGGUCUACAAUUGCAAGAUAUUUACCAGGACGAACAGAUAAUGAAAUCAAGAACUAUUGGAGAACCCAUUACAAGAAGAAAGAUAAAUCUUUUUCGAAACAAGACAAAUAUAAAAGAUCCCGGAAACAACUAGGUAUGCAACCGCAACCACAGAAUCAACGAUCUCAGAUGGUAUCUCAAAACCACAUGAAUCACGACAACGAGCAAAACAUAGCUUCCUCUUUCUCUUACCCGACUAGUGUCAUUCACGACCAAUUUCAUAUGCCUCAAAGUGUUACAGCAACCUCAAGCGAUCACUCCAUGAUCGAUGAAGGUAACUUGUGGGGCAGCUUGUGGAGUCUAAACGAUGAAGAUCGUCCACACCGAUUUGGUGGUGGCUGGGAACAGAGAACAGCUGCUGAUAUUUCUGAGAAGUUUAAUGGUGACAGAAUUGAGGCUCCGCCGUGUGGAUCAGGGGAGUAUAAUUAUAAUGGAUUUUACACGGGAGGUUAUAUUUUUUAACUAGUAUGCACUGACGGAGAUAUUAAGAAAGCUGUGUCU
Messenger RNA from Brassica oleracea var. oleracea, 855 nucleotides. RefSeq names its product myb-related protein 340-like. Gene Ontology annotation, molecular function: sequence-specific DNA binding; DNA-binding transcription factor activity. Gene Ontology annotation, cellular component: nucleus. The record is from RefSeq and is a predicted model, not a curated record. The transcript has 3 exons. Bases 1 to 816 code for a protein of 271 amino acids. Gene Ontology annotation, biological process: regulation of DNA-templated transcription. Lineage: Eukaryota; Viridiplantae; Streptophyta; Magnoliopsida; Brassicales; Brassicaceae.